AUGACAUUAAACGUGAACAAGUGUAGCGUUAUAAGGUUCUCCAGGCAUAGAUUAAGGAAAGACUGUGAUGAUUAUGAAUAUAGAAUUAACAACGCUCCACUUAAAAGGGUUGAAACUAUACGUGAUUUGGGAAUCACUCUGGAUAGAUGCUUGCGCUUUGACACGCAUUUUAAUGCCAUUUCUGCUAAGGCUCUUAGAAUGCUUGGAUUCAUUCUGAGAAACACAAGGGAAUUUAAACAGAGUGACACUAUUAUUUUACUAUAUAACGCAUUAGUCCGAAGUUCCCUGGAGUAUUGUUCUGUUGUAUGGAAUCCAGGCUACAGGGUUCACAUAGACCGAAUCGAACGAAUCCAGAGAAAGUUUUUACGGAUUCUGGCGUAUCGCCAGAAUGUUGGAUAUCUGCGAGAUUACCGUAGUAGGCUCGAACAUUUCAAAAUGACUUCGCUGGAGGAUCGCCGGCGUAUGCACGAUUUAGUAUUUUUAUACAAACUAAUAAACGGCGUACUUGAUUGCCCUCAACUUCUGAAUAAGUUAGAUAUUUAUGUACCCACUCGAAUACCGAGACAUGGUAAAUACAAGCCUUUUGCAGUGAAACGCAGCUAUACUAACCUAGGUUCAAAUUCUCCCAUAAAUAGACUUGUGCGAGAAUACAAUAAACUAGCUACAUCCACUCUGGAAAUUGAUAUAUUUAGUGACAAGUUGACAAAAUUCAAAAAAGUAAUUAAAAUUAAUGACUCAAAUGAUGUAGUAUAA
Melitaea cinxia (Glanville fritillary) is the source of this 753-nucleotide messenger RNA. RefSeq lists its product as uncharacterized. Bases 1 to 753 code for a protein of 250 amino acids. The record is from RefSeq and is a predicted model, not a curated record. The transcript has a single exon. NCBI's taxonomy places the organism in Eukaryota, Metazoa, Arthropoda, Insecta, Lepidoptera, Nymphalidae.